GGACUCUGGUGCCACCCUUCAUAUAUUUUUUCCCCUUCCCCUUCCCCCUCCCCCUUCCCCCCUUCCAUCGAUUAUAUCACGAUCCAAAAAUAUCUAUAUUUAGUAUCCCAUCGCGAUAUACUCUAUCAGUCCUAUCAGUUGUGCUGCGAACGGAAUCUCGAGAAAUUUUCAAGAAGAGUAGCCGCACCUCAUACUCGGGGAUUUGUUUGAAAAGGCUUGCUUCUCCUGUGUCUAUAUCAUUGACCCAGCUCCUCCCCUCUUCAAGAGACAUUCCUUUCGCUCGAACACAUCCAGCUUGUCCAGCUUUUGCCUUUACACAGCUGUCUUUUCUUCACGGGCUGUAUCACUAUUUGCGUGCGGGUGUUUCGAGUUUUCGCGCUGCGUCGAUUGCCUGGAGCAAAAGCAAAAAAGUUACAGUCAAAUCAUAUCAAAUCAUAUCAAAUCACAUCGCAUCAACUUGUCAACGCAUCUCUUUUCACAUACACACGUCUUGCCAAAGGGACAAACUCGGUCGCAACCUUAUUGACGGCCCCCUUCAUCCGCUCGACAUCUACUUUUUGGUCACUGUUUUAUAUAACGACAUUCAACCACCGCAAUCAAAGUUGCAUCCAAACUACCAUCCCACGUCAGACAUACUGCUCCGCCGCUAUUCAAACAAUCGAUUACUGUACUUAUUUGUGCCGCUCGAUUUCGCCGCUAUUGUAUUCAGAAUUGUACAUUAUACUUCGGUUCCUUUGUCCCCUCAAUCUUGUUCAUUGAUGACCACGAUUCUACGCGACUUGAACAAUCUGCGAGUUUUACCUCGAAUAGUUCCUCUCAACUACACGUCUUAAGCUGGACCAAUUCACGCAAUCGAAUUUUAUACCACGAGAACGGCGCACCGUUGCCGCAAUGGGGAGAAGAAAGAUUGAGAUCAAGGCUAUCAAGGAUGAUAGGAACCGUUCAGUGACCUUUUUGAAGCGCAAAGGAGGCCUGUUCAAGAAGGCGCAUGAGCUUUCCGUUCUCUGUAACGUCGAUGUCGCGGUUAUAAUAUUUGGUAGCAAUAAGAAAUUAUACGAAUAUUCUAGUGGUGAUAUUGGGGAGUUCAUGACAAGAUAUCAAUACUAUGGAGGAGCCAACGAACACAAAGGUCCUGCCGACUAUUCGGGCAAAGGAAAGGGGAUGGAUGAUGACGACGAUGACGACGAUGGAUCUCCUCCUUCCCAUCACGGAUCAGUUGAACCAAUGAUGCCUCCUCAAUUUCAACACCAACCGUAUCAACAUAUCCGCCACCAUACUCCAUCCGCCUCUCCUCCGAUUCCAAAUGGUGUCUUUCCGCAUCUUCAACAGCAACAACGACAACAUACGCCACAACCUGGAAUGGGAUCUCGUCCAUCGUCUAGAAACGCUCCACGAAGGCAAAGCUCCCUGGUACCGCAGCAUCCUCAUGGCCCUCCUACCAAUGGACAAUUUGUGUAUGCGCCAAAUCCAUCACCCUACAACCCUCAAAUGACACCUGGUCUGCCACCACACGCGCAUGGGCUUCCGCAGCACAUACAAGGCCCCCCGCAAGGAAUUCCCCAUCCGCACCAAAGUCCCGGACCACAAUACACACACUUUGCACCACAGCAGCACCAGCAGCACCUCUCUCAACACCCUCAACAGCAUAUGCAACAUCAUCCACAACAUCCCCCGCAGCAUCCUCAACAGCACCCCCAGCAACAUCCUCAACAGCUACACCCUCAACAGCAUCCACAGCAUCCACAGCAAUUACCUCAACAUCCUCAUCCACAGCAAGUACAGCAGCUAUAUGUGGAGGAGCAAAGAAGAACUUCGGUACCGCCACCCUUUCCACCACAAGAACGACCUGCAUCCUCCCGCGCAACUACUUCUCCUCCACAACCGCAACAACAGCAAAUGCCGCAACCUCCACCGCAAUCGCAGCCACCUCAACCGUCACCAGAACAGCAGCAAGCACAAUCGCAAUCACAAAUGCCAGAGCCGGUGAAGCGGUUAGUUGUAAAAUCUAGAAGUAUUUUUACGCCAAUUGAUGAAAGCCGAUCGAUCCUGUCCCAGCACUGGGCAAGUUCAACUUCCAAUACUGAUACUGUAAAGGAGGAACCCAGUGAUCGAUCUCAAUCCGUAGAUGUUACAGUAAGUCGUAUAAAGCCACCUUCGCCGCCUCAGAGAUCACAAACGCAUAACAAAAAUCGGAACAUAUCCAUGUCAUCCUUACCAGACGGGUUCACACCACCAUCUCGUACGAACAGUGCUCAACUAAGUGUUGGUGGUGGUAAACGGCCUAUAUUGAAAGUGCAGAUUCCGGAAGAGGCAUCGGAUAACGGUGGAUCUGCCACCGCGGAAGACCUCUCAUCUCCACGAUCUGCGAGUGCCGCCAAUCCCCAGGCGCGUCGCAAUGGUGGUGAUCAUGGCGGAAUGGUACUACCACCACCUUCGCCUUCCGCCUCGGCUCUAUUGUCAGCCGGCGCAUCGGGGCCACCUAAUCCUUUUGCACGACCGCAUCCUGUUACACAACCUUCUCAAGGAUCCAAUGCAAGUGGAAAUAACAAUAACUCGAAUAACAAUAUAAUAGAAAACGUGACACCGGUCUCAGCUCUUCCAUCGCGAUUCAUGAACAACGAAUUCCUGCCCAGUCCUUCGUCAUUCUUUGGAAACCCCAGUUGGGAUUACGGUAGAGGUGGUGACUCGAACACAUUACCCAGCCCUCUAAAUUUUGCAACUCCUGUUGUGGGCACAGGUCCAAGUUUUCUAAGAGACGAUAAUGGUGAAAGGGGCGGUAAACGAAAGACCCCCGAUCAAGAUGAGCAUCUAGAAGGUGGAGAUCAAAAGAGAGCGAAACAUGAAGGAUAACAUGGGCCCCCUUCAAAGCAAGGGUUUGGAGCAUGAAUUGCUAUGGAUAUGAACUUCACGAAAAUGGGCAUUUGGUUGUGGGAAAGCUUAAAAAAAAGAUAAUGUCUUUCUUCUUGGCGGAACAGAACUCGUCUUGAAUUUCUUGAAAAGGGCCUCUUGCAUUAUAUUUUGGGAAAGGCGUUCUUUUUUUUCUGUGAUACACUUUUUAUGUCCUUUGUUUUAUUUUACCUUUUUACUUAUUCACACAUGAGAAGAUUCUAUCAUUUUCUAUUCAUGCGUUCUUACCACAACCAUUGUUCCAUUCAAGAGGCUUUCAAAAAUCACUUGCGUAUACAACACGAGAUUUGAUUUCUGACUUUGAUCGUGAGAUGGCACUGGAUUGCAGGUUAGCAUUCUGCUCCUUUGUAAAUACCCUUGGAAUUUGUGGAGGGGGGGGGGGGCAUUCUUUGCGUGGUGGACUUUUUCUCUCUUUUUUAUUCAUCUGUUUUAGUUGGGGGUUGUACUUAGAGAACAAAGGAUGAUUUGUGAAGAAGUAGCUAAAUUUGGGUUUAUGUUGUUGGGUGAGAGAUGGAGAUGUACGAGUUUGUAGUAGAAAAGUAAGAUAGUCGAGAUUACGGUUUAGGUGGGAAAGAUAAAUGAGAAGACAAUUGAUCA
Botrytis cinerea B05.10 is the source of this 3504-nucleotide messenger RNA. RefSeq lists its product as hypothetical. Bases 892 to 2850 code for a protein of 652 amino acids. The transcript is spliced from 3 exons. Gene Ontology annotation, molecular function: DNA-binding transcription factor activity, RNA polymerase II-specific; RNA polymerase II cis-regulatory region sequence-specific DNA binding; protein dimerization activity. Lineage: Eukaryota; Fungi; Ascomycota; Leotiomycetes; Helotiales; Sclerotiniaceae. The record is from RefSeq and is a predicted model, not a curated record. Gene Ontology annotation, biological process: positive regulation of transcription by RNA polymerase II.